AUGUUUUAUCAUAAAGAAUACAAUGAACACAUUACAGAAGAAGCAGUAAAUAAUGAUCAAAAUCGUUUGUUAAAAAGUAGUGAUUUCAUAUCCAAACCAAUUAAAAGUGUAAGAUGUACAACAGAUGAAAAUAUAUUACAACUUCAUCAUUCUUUUGGAUAUGAUUGCUGUUCUAAAAUGUUUAAUAUAUGUGCUGCAGACAAGCAUACAGUUGUGUAUGCAGCAGGUAGUUAUAUAAUUAUGUUCAACAUUAAUGAGGAGAAAUUGAAUUUUAGAAAAUGUGCCGGUAAUGGAGGAAUAGGACAUAUAGCUAAAAAUCCCGUUUUGAGCCACAUUGCGGUAGGAGAAAAUUGCUGUAAUCCACUGAUUAUUGUAUAUGAAUGGCCAACAUUUGAAAUAGUUAGUGUUCUCAAAGGCAGUGCCGAACAACAAAACAAUUGGUUGUCUUAUAGCCAAAAUGGAGAAUAUUUGUGUUCACAAGCAGGGGAACCCGAUAAUACUUUAACAAUUUGGGAUUGGAAAAAAUCGAAAAUAAUUUUGAGGACAAAGUCUCACAAUCAGGAUGUAUACGUUUGUAGAUUUUCGAACUUUAUUCCCGACCAUUUAGUAACUGCGGGGUCGGGGCACUUAAAAUUUUGGAGGAUGGCAAAAACAUUUACCGGAUUAAAGCUUCAAGGUCAGCUUGGACGUUUUGGCAAAACAGAAAUAUCAAACGUAAUUGGCAUUUUUUCGAUGCCCGAUGAAAAAGUAAUAUCGGGCUGCGAUUGGGGUAAUAUUUUGGUGUGGGAUGAAGAACUCAUCGAUGUCGAAGUGACUAGGAAGUUUCGAAAACCGUGUCAUUCAGCGCCGAUCAUCAUGUUUUUGUACUCCGAAAAUGACGAUCUGUUGACGAGCAUCAGCAUGGACGGUACGAUAAAAUUCUGGUACUAUCGUACAGUGGACACAGCGGACCCACCGGAAAACGACCGUGUACUGGAAAUGGAACCGUCGUUUACGAUCAGUGUCCAAGAUUCUGUGGGUAACGCGAAAAUCAUGGGCAUGUGCAAGAUCGACGACGGUGACGACGAAUCGAAUGACUAUUUCAUUCAGGAUGGUAACGGGGGAAUGUGGCUCGCUGACAUCGUAAUGGCCGCAGACGCGAAACCGCUUAGACGGCUAGCCAAGUUCCACGGUAGUGAAAUAACUUCUUUGCAAUCAUCGCCCGUCGGUUAUUAUAUCGCUACCACUUCGUUGGACGGUUGGCUCCACGUGCAUGAUGUCCUUAACAAAAAGUUGGUAUUCACUCACGAUUUCAAAGUGCCAAUCACUUCGUCGAUUUGGUUACCGCUGAAGAUAGCUAGUUCGGGAGAUAUUUUCGUUAUUGGAUAUCAAACUGGAAUUUUGAAAAUAGUCGCAGUACCCCUCAAAAAAUGUACUGAAGAAAAAACACAAAAUCAUACCAAAUUAGUGGAAAUACAAAGUUUGAAACCUCAUAUUAGUUCUAUCAGACAUUUGGCCAUAAACUCUAGCGCCAAAACUCUUAUAUCUGGAAGUGAUGAUAACACAAUAUUUGUCUUCAAAAUAGAAACUGAACUUAUCCAAUUCAGUCCUAUUGGAAUGUUUCUUUUACCUGGCAAAGUCACUUUUAUACAUUGGAAACCUUCAGAAAAACAAAUGGCAUUAAUAAGUUGCGCUAGUGGGCAUAUUGUAGAAGUGAAAGUCCCUACAACUCGUCCUUCGUACACUACAGAAUCUUUUUUGUUGAAACUUGAAUCACGUGUAAUACAAACAAUGAGCGUUAAGUCAGAAAUACGUCGCCAACAAUACUUUUUUGAUUUGGAGCACAAAAAAAAAGAUACAAUCAACAAAAAAAUGGAGAAGUUGAAAAUGAUCAGAGAAAAAGAUCCCAAUGUAGAAAUUGACGAAGUUUUGUAUUUUGAAGAUUCUGCAGAAGGAGACGAAGAACCGCCAAAAAUCUAUAUCCCCCCAUUACCGAACCCCGUAUUGUUUGCAAUUUACACUCCAUCAGAGAAAGGUAUAUGGGUGUCGAUUGAUGGAUAUGAUGCUGGUUAUUUAUACGAAUAUGAUUUUAAUACGUCUAGACCAGUAAUGAAUUCACACAUAUUAAUACCAUAUAAAAAUAAUACUCCACUAACUGCGAUUACAAUGUUUGGGACUGAUCCAUUAAACAUUUUAAUGGGAUUUGCUGAUGGUAAAAUACGCCUUACAAAAGUUCAUCUCAAUAAUGUAUCAGAUUUUGGUGACUAUAUUGAAUAUUCGAUUCACGAUAACAAAAGAGGAAGAGUAAAUAUGUUGUGUUUUAGUCACGAUAACUGUAUGUUAUACACAUGUGGUGAUGAUGGGAACAUUUUUAGUUUUAUGUUUCAAUGUGAUAAUAAGGUCAUAGAGAAGUGUAUGAUUUCUGUUUCUGAAUUGCCUCAGUCGCCUGUAUUUGCUGGAGAAGACAUUUUAAUUAUUAAAGAAGACCUAAAACUAAGUUUGGAAGAGAGAAAGAUUCAUAAAGAAAACCUUAAAGCUUUAAACUUAGCUAAUAGAGAAAAGGAUAAGACUAGUUAUUUAUUAUACAGUUUGAGAGAUAAGUUCAAACAAGUUUUAAUUAGCAACAAGUCAUUACCAGAAACACUGCAAUUAUCUGAUGGCUAUUUUCAAUUAGAUGAGCGAAUCAAUAGUUCACUUAUUAAAGAGGCACAAUUUGAAAUGGAUAAAUUACAUUUGAAGCUAGCGUUUGAUUACGAAAAGAGCUCAUUAGGUCUUAAGUAUUUGAAAAAUUAUUUCAUCGAUCCAAUUGUAACAAAUAAGUUUGCAGUUAAAGCAAUUUUGAGAGAUGUAGGAGUCAAAACAUUAUACCACGAAAUGCGUGACAAUUUAUUUAGUAGUUUAGUGAAGGAAUUUGUAUCUAAGAAACUUCCAAAACUACCGCUUGAGGAAAUAAAAGAUUCAAACAGUGUAAGAAGACGUGGAUCGGCAGUAUUAAACAAAGGAGCUCACAAUCAGAUACAUAAUGUAUCUGAAUCAGAAAUAUUUCUUCGAAAUGUACUUGAAGAAUAUCCUUUUUUAUCAAAGAAAAUUCAGAAUGCCAUAGAUAGGUUUGCUGCUAGAAGAGAUUUUGAAAAUCAAGAAAUUCUUAAAAUUCAAAACAUGUAUAACAAUAAGCCAGAUAAUAAUAAUACUGAGGAAGAAGCAUUACUAGAUAAUGCUUGGGAUACUAUUGGCUUUUUGAACUUAAAAACAGGAUCGGAUUUUAAGCUGACUGAAAGUGAAAUUAUUACAAUGGAAGAUAAAUUUGAACAAUACAUUAAUGUUAAAAAAGAGGCAUGCAAUUUGAAAACAACUUUUAAUGAAAAAGUGUUAGGCCUUAGACUACGCAAAAUAAGUUUAAUACAUGAUUACAAACAAUUUAAGUUUGAUGCUUGUCUUAUACAAAAGGAAUUUAAUGAUUCAGAAAUAACGACUCCGUCAAAUUUCCCUGAAGUUGUAAUGGAUGAAUCUAUUGAUCCUAGCUUAAUUGAUCCAUUUGAACCUAUUGGUCAUUGGGAUCCGACAGAUUUGAUUUUAAAGCCCGGAAAUAGUCAUGAGCUUACUCAUUUAGAAAUCAUUAUGCGAAAUAUGAGAAAAGAACAAUUGAAAUAUAGACACAUGCAUUUGCAUGAAACUAUGUUAACAAAAAUCAAUGUGUUUGAUGACAAUUUAAUGGAAUUGAAUAAAAUGCGAAAAGAUGUUAAGCUCCGAAUUAAAUUUCUUGAUUUAUUGGCGUUAACAUUUGAAGAAGAAUUGAUCAUUUUGAAUGAUUUUGAUUUAGUUGAGGAUGAAUUUUCACACAGUGUUUACCUUAAAACAGAUUUACAAAAUUAUAAAGUCAACCAAAUACAAAGCAUUCGAGAAGAAAUAAAAUAUUUGAACGAUAUUAUUAAUACCAAGUCAAAUAUGCUAAUAGACAUUCAACAUACUUUUGAUAUGGAAAUUAGGAAUGAUGGGUUUGCUAAACAUCUUAAAAAAAUUUUUAAAAAGAAAUUGAAAGUACCUAAACUCAAAUCUGAUGAUGCCGAUGAUACACUUUCAUCGUCUUCAUCCGACGGAAGUGAUGAAUCUGAUCUAGAAUUAAUGAAUGAGAGUGCAGAAUCAUUUACGGCAAUGAGUCGAGUAGUGGUGUUUGACGAAAAAGUAUUACCAAUUGGCUGCGAUCCAAAAUUAUUUAAUAUUACAUUAGAGUUGAGGUCAAAACGUUAUGAAAUUGAACAAACCAUACAGGAUAAUAAAAAAAAAAUGGAUGUUCUUAAUACACGUUUAAGUUUAACUUAUGAAGAAUUUGAUGCCAUUGAAAAUGAAUUGAAACAAAAUAUAAAUGAGCUAGAAGCAUACCGGAUAAAAAAACAAUUGAAACUAAAUGAUGUUAAAACCACAAUUGUACUGAAUAAAUCUCAAAUGACCAAAGCUAAAUUAUUGAAAAGUUGUAUUUUAUUAUAUGGAAAUGUUAUGCAAGAUCUAAUAAAUAGAGUGAUGGAGUUAAAAAAAGAAGAAAAAGAGAUAAUAUAUACAUUCAAAAAUGAAAAGGUAGUUGCUCAACAGUUUCGUACUGAAAUAACCAAGAUGGAGAACAUUCUAAAAAGUUAUAAAAUAGCAAUUAAGGAUGAAAUGAUAAAGAAAUUUAAAAUUGAAACGGAUUGGAAUUUUUUAGAUGAAAUGGAAAUGACUAUAAUCAACUAUAUGAUUAUUAAAUCAAAGUCCAAGGCCAAAGAUACAAAGGAACGUUUCGUUCGAGAAAUAAGAUUAUUAGAAAAUAAAAUCAGCUCUCAAACAGAGUUAAUCAUUGAUUUAUUAAAAUGGAAUACUUUCAAAAUAAAAACCUUAAAAGAUGUUUGUGGAAACAUAAAAAAAAUUAGACAGUGUUUGAUGGAACAAAAAAAAAUUAAUAUAAAACUUCAAAGGUUAACAAUGGAAUCAUCAUUAACUACAGAACUCAAUACCAUUAAACGAACAUAUGAUACAUUAUUAAAGCGGAAACAAGACAUAAGUGAGAAAAUAAACAUGUAUAAAUGCAAAGGCAAAAUGUUCCCUCCUUUAGUAAAACAAUCGUACACAAAGUCAAUACAAAGUCAGGCAGUCAAUGACGGGUCCUUAGCCACACCUGCUACUCCACAAGAGGAGAGCGAGGAAUCAUGGACAAUCAACGAUGAACCACUUACUUACAACAUGGAAUUUAAUGUUGAACCGAAGAAGUUGACUUUUUCCAAACAAUCAUUUUCACGGUUAACAAAACAGUCUUCACACUAUGAUAGUUUUGAAAAUGUCGAUGAAGGGUACAGAACAAAGAAGUGGACGACCUAUUAUGACGACAAAUUGAUACCGCCUACAGCGGACGUGGAAGACUUUGCAGAAUAUAAUGAUUUUAGUGAGAGGGCCGAGACACUGAACAGCUCGUUGGACGACAAAGAAUCCAAUGGUAGCCACAAUAAUAUUCAUGGUAAUAAUAAAUCAAAAAAUUAACACAAAGAAUGAAAUGAAACAAAACAAAAUAUAAAUAAUAGUGAUUCAUUCAUAAGAGUUGUACACAAGACAUAAAUUAGUUUUUAGACUAGUAGUUAUUUAAUCACCUUAUUUUUUUAAAUAAUAACCUUUUUUUUUAUGAAUUAUACCGAAUUUCAGAAACACCAAGAUUUAAUUAACAAUGUAAUUAGAUUAAAAUGUAUACUAUUUUGUAUUUAGAUAAACUUUAAUAAAAUGUACUCAUACUACCACUUGUUCAAAUACUGAUAAUUACAUACAAAAUUUAUUCAAUAAUGUUUUUAUACUUUGAUGUAAAUAAAUCAUGUAAAAAAAAAAAAAUUAAAAACAACCAAAAAUUUU
Metopolophium dirhodum (rose-grain aphid) is the source of this 5844-nucleotide messenger RNA. RefSeq names its product cilia- and flagella-associated protein 44-like. Gene Ontology annotation, molecular function: protein binding. Bases 1 to 5484 code for a protein of 1827 amino acids. The record is from RefSeq and is a predicted model, not a curated record. NCBI's taxonomy places the organism in Eukaryota, Metazoa, Arthropoda, Insecta, Hemiptera, Aphididae. The transcript is spliced from 22 exons.